AUGGCAAUCGGUACGAGUUUUGUUAUCACCAAAAAGGGCUUGAUGCAUGCCUCCGAACGUCAUGGGUUUGAAGGAGAAGGGUUCUCAUAUCUGAAGAGUCCGGUGUGGUGGGGGUGGCAUAUGGCCCUUGGCGAAGUCGCCAACUUUGCCGCAUAUGCCUUUGCGCCUGCGAUUCUGGUUACGCCCCUGGGUGCGCUCAGUGUUUUGAUCGGUGCGGUCCUGAGCUCAUACUUCCUCAACGAGAUACUUGGUGUAUUGGGAAAACUGGGCUGUGCACUGUGCUUGCUGGGGUCAGUCGUCAUCGUUCUCCAUGCGCCCCCAGACAAGCAGGUGGAGACAGUCAAUGAGAUUCUUGCAUAUGCCGUCCAUCCAGGAUUCCUAUUUUAUUGUCUGGUAGUUGCGAUCUUCUCGACCGUGAUGAUCUAUCGGGUUGCGCCGAUCUACGGCAAGAAGAACCCCCUCAUCUACAUCUCGAUCUGCUCUACUGUUGGAUCUGUUUCCGUCAUGUCCGUCAAGGCCUUCGGUAUUGCGGUGAAGUUGACCAUUAACGGUAACAACCAAUUUGUCCAUGCAUCCACCUACGUUUUUGCGAUUGUGACCGGAUUCUGCAUUUUGACGCAAAUGAACUACUUCAACAAGGCACUGAACUCUUUUUCCACGUCCAUUGUGAACCCACUUUACUAUGUCACCUUCACGACUGCGACCCUUUGCGCGUCCUUUAUUCUGUUCAGGGGAUUCAACACCACAGAUGCUGUCAGCACGAUAUCCCUGCUCUGUGGAUUCCUCAUUAUCUUCACCGGCGUUUACCUUUUGAAUCUUUCGCGACAUGACCCUGAUGGACAUUCCAUGGUAAAUUCCAAGCUUGACGAAGACGGUGUGCCAACAGACGGUCUGGCCAGCUUCCAAACCAGGCGCUCCAUGCAGUCCCGCCGAAGCACCUCGAGCACAUUUUUCAAUGGAAACGGCGACCGCGAAGGCCUCAUUCACGCAUACGAUGUGGAGAACGGAAUUGGCAUGAACAACUUGGCAGACAUAAGUAAUGGGGAGCCUGGUCCAACCUUCGAGCGGACUGGGGCACAAACUGCCCUGCAUACCAAGCGGAACAGCCAACUUUGA
This is a messenger RNA of Penicillium paradoxum, 1116 nucleotides long. Its product is annotated as DUF803 domain membrane protein. Gene Ontology annotation, biological process: magnesium ion transport. Lineage: Eukaryota; Fungi; Ascomycota; Eurotiomycetes; Eurotiales; Aspergillaceae. The record is from RefSeq and is a predicted model, not a curated record. Gene Ontology annotation, cellular component: membrane. Gene Ontology annotation, molecular function: magnesium ion transmembrane transporter activity. The transcript has 6 exons. The coding region runs from base 1 to 1116 and encodes 371 amino acids.